Messenger RNA from Nyctereutes procyonoides (raccoon dog), 1146 nucleotides. It is a transcript of the gene SNAPC5, whose product is annotated as small nuclear RNA activating complex polypeptide 5. Gene Ontology annotation, biological process: transcription by RNA polymerase II; transcription initiation at RNA polymerase III promoter. The record is from RefSeq and is a predicted model, not a curated record. The coding region runs from base 349 to 534 and encodes 61 amino acids. Gene Ontology annotation, cellular component: nucleus. NCBI's taxonomy places the organism in Eukaryota, Metazoa, Chordata, Mammalia, Carnivora, Canidae. The transcript is spliced from 4 exons.
GCGCGGUGGAGCCCGCGGGGCUCGGCUGAGGCCCCGCGAUCCGCGUGGCACCCCGACGGCCGCGCCUGCGGGUGGCCCGCGCGACCUCCGUCGGCCGGCCUGGGCCGCCCCGCCCCCGGGCGCCGCCCCGAGCUCCGGCAGCGCGUGCUGGCCGCCGUCCCCUCGCUUCCCCGGCGCUCGUAGGUCUGUGCGAAGGACGCCGGCGAGGCCCGGAGCGGGGGCCGGAGCGGGGGCCGUCGCCGAGUUCCCGGUGGCUUUCCUUCGGGGGCAGCUGUCAGACUCCACGGCCUGGACGAGCGUCGGUGCCCCAGCGCGGCGGUCCCCGUUGAAGAACUAGCCCUCCAGUCAAUGAUUAGUUCAAGGAGAGGAGAUGAGAUGCUCUCUUCUCAACCUGCACCUGAACAGUCACAUGAUAUGCUGGUGCAUGUAGACAAUGAAGCAUCAAUCAACCAAACUGCACUGGAGUUGAGCACAAGGAGCCAUGUGCUCGAAGAGGAGGAGGAAGAGGAAGAGGACGAGGAAUCAGAUUCCUGAAGCAGGUGAAAUGCACAUCUGAACAGAGACAGGCAUGGGAAGGAGGCCUGAAAGCAACAUGGCACACCACUGGGCAGGGGACUCGCUCUUUGCUGCUUCCCAAAUAUUUAGACGCCAGCUGCGUGGGUCGGCGUGCUGGGCUGGUUAAGGCCAAUGGUGGAGCAGAGCCAACCUGCAAAAUCCACUUCUUCACCGUCAGAUCUCUUGAUGAAGGCAUGAACCUGUGUGAGGGAAACAGUUAAGUGUCAAAAAACCAAAAGGAAAGUUCAAGAGUCCUGGGUCUAGAGCUUUGCUCAGGAGGAACUCCUGGAGCCUGUCCUGGGGUAGCCAUAGGGGGCCAUGAAAAUGGCCAGCUCCUGCCAAAAGAACGUACGCUCUUCCACUGUGACCUGCGGGUGGCAGCUCUACCCUCGGGGCCUCUGGGUGGCGGCUAGGAGAAACGAAGUAACAGAUGGGCUUCCUUCCCUCAGCCUGUCCUUUACACUGAGGGGCAGAGGCUGAUGUUUGGGAUCCUGCAGCCCCAGGGUUGGUCAAGGUGGUGCAGGGAAUGGGCACGGGGAGUCCUGGGCAGAUGACACAACAAAGUAAUAAAUGGGAAAUAAGUGGACUUAC